Bombina bombina (fire-bellied toad) is the source of this 9880-nucleotide messenger RNA. Its product is annotated as neuron navigator 2-like. The transcript has 28 exons. NCBI's taxonomy places the organism in Eukaryota, Metazoa, Chordata, Amphibia, Anura, Bombinatoridae. Gene Ontology annotation, biological process: nervous system development; neurogenesis. The record is from RefSeq and is a predicted model, not a curated record. Gene Ontology annotation, molecular function: ATP hydrolysis activity; ATP binding. Bases 149 to 4756 code for a protein of 1535 amino acids.
CAGGUUUCCUGACUAGGGAACCUUCUGAUGAUCACAUACAACUUUAGUGUUAACUUCCAGUGACUCUCAGGGCUGCUACAUGUGCUUCCGAAAACACAGCUUUUGUUACCAGGAGAGGUUAUGAUCUAGUGCACAGCUUUUUGCUUUAAUGAAGGUGUCAUCAUACAAAGGCAAUCUGUGUAGUUUAUCAGGCACAUUCCAUGGGCAGCAGAGCCGUCAAAUGCGCUUUACGGACAGUUUGGCAAGCUGGGACGACAGCAGCUCGGUGAGCAGUGGAAUUAGUGACACUAUAGACAAUCUUAGCACUGAUGAUAUUAACACCAGCUCUUCUAUAAGCUCGUACGCCAACACUCCUGCGUCCUCUCGGAAAAACCUGGAUGCGCAGACUGAUGCUGAGAAGCAUUUACAAGGAGAUCGUAAUUGUCUGUGGCCAGAUGAUGAAGUAAAGAGGUCAGAUGGCGGAUCAGACAGUGGUGUAAAGAUGGAGCCUGGGAAUAAAUGGAGGAAAAAUCCUUCUGACAUGUCAGAUGAAUCUGAUAAGAGCACAUCUGGGAGGAAGAACACAGUCAUCUCACAGACUGGGUCAUGGAGACGUGGGAUGACCGCUCAGGUUGGGAUAACCACGCCAAGAACAAAGUCCUCAGCAACUGUUACAAGUGCUAUAAAAACACCCGGAACAGUUACAGGGAAGACUGAUGAUGCAAAGGUUUCUGAAAAAGGAAGAAUUUCCCCAAAAGCCAUGCAUGUUAAACGUUCUCCAUCUGAUGCGGGACGGAGCAGUGGGGACGAAUCCAAGAAGCCCCCUACAAAUACCUCUAGGACAAUCACUGCAAACACAAAUACAUUUGGAUUCAAGAAGCAGGGUGGGACAGUAGUUGGUGUCCCUAUAAUUACUGCAAGUGGUGCCAUGAUCACCAGCGGUUCAGCAACCCUGGGGAAAAUGCCAAAGUCUUCUGCAUUGAUAGGAAGGUCCACUAACCGCAAGGCCAGCAUUGAUGGGCCCCAGAAUCAUGAUGAUGGCUACCUUCAACUUAGUGCCAGGACUAAUCUUCAGUACCGCAGCUUGCCCAGGCCAAGCAAAUCACGUAGUGGAACUGGAAAUAGGUCAAGUACCAGCAGCAUUGACUCUAACAUUAGUAGCAAAUCAGCCGGGCUGCCGAUCCCCAAACUAAGAGAGCCCAACAAGGGACUAGCUGGCAACUCCAUAACCGGACUGUGCAACCAAACUGACAAGGAGAAAGGAAUUUCAUCUGACAAUGAGAGUGUCACCUCUUGUAAUUCCGUUAAAUUGAACCCAGCAGCACAAGGUGCUUCUAAUGGUACCCGCCAACAAGCGAACAAAUAUCCAGAUGUAUCCUCGCCAACACUGCGCAGACUUUUUGGUGGAAAGCAGAACAAGCAAGUUCCAAUCACAACAGCUGAUAAUAUGAAGAACUCUAUGGUGAUCUCUAACCCUCAUGCCACAAUGAACGCACAGACUAAUCUUGACUCCCCCUCAGGGAGUGGCAUGUUGAGUAGUGGAGGCAGUAGUCCUCUGUAUGGGAAAAGUCUUGACCUAAACCAUUCUCCUCUGGCUUCCAGUCCAGGAUCUGCCCACUCAGCACCUUCCAACAGUUUAACGUGGGGAACAAACCCAAGCAACUCCUCAGCUGUUAGUAAGGACGGUUAUGGCUUUCAGUCAGUCAGCAGCCUGCACACUAGUUGUGAAUCUAUCGAUAUCUCACUCAGCAGUGGGGGAGGGAUGAGUAAUAAUUCUCCUGGUGCUAUGACUACCUCCUCAAGGGAAGAUGCCUCGAUUCCCUUCAUAAGAACCAACAGUGUUAAGACUGCAAUGUCAGAAAGCCCUCUGUCAUCUCCUGGUGCUAGUCCCAAAUUCAGCAGAAAUACUUUGCCCAGGAAACAGGACAGUGACCCCCACCUUGAUAGGAACACAUUACCUAAGAAAGGAUUCAGGUGUGCUCCGUCAUCUCAGAUGCGCAACCAAGAAGAUUCCAAAGAAUGGCUUAGAUCAAAUUCUGCCGGUGGCCUCCAGGACACUGCUAGUAACUCCCCCUUCUCAUCUGGAUCCAGUAUAACGUCACCUUCUGGGACUCGAUUCAACUUCUCACAACUAGCAAGUCCUACUACAUCAUCACAAAUGAGUUUGUCCAACCCUACCAUACUGCGUACCAGCAGUCUGUCUAACACUGACGGAUCCUAUGACCCUUACUGUGAGGCCCGUUUCCGGAACAGCUCCAUGUCACUGGAUGAAAAGUCUCGUACCAUGAGUCGCUCAGGAUCGUUCCGUGAUGGCUUUGAGGAAGUUCAUGGAUCCUCUUUGUCUUUGGUUUCCAGCACCUCAUCAGUGUAUUCAACACCCGAAGAAAAGUGCCACUCUGAGAUUCGCAAAUUAAGAAGAGAAUUAGAUGCCUCUCAAGAGAAGGUUUCUGCCCUUACUACUCAGCUUAGUGCCAAUGCUCAUCUUGUUGCCGCUUUUGAACAAAGCCUAAGUAAUAUGACCAUAAGACUGCAGAGUCUGACAAUGUCUGCUGAGCAGAAGGAUUCAGAGCUGAACGAAUUACGGAAAACCAUAGAGCUCCUGAAAAAGCACAACGCUGCUGCCCAGGCUGCCAUAAACGGUGUAAUUAACACACCAGAGCUCAGCUGUAAAGGAAAUGGGACAUCCCAGCCCCCUGACUUACGGAUCCGAAGACAGCAUUCAUCAGAUAGCGUAUCCAGUAUUAACAGUGCAACAAGCCAUUCCAGUGUCGGCAGCAACGUUGACAGUGAUUCAAAAAAGAAGAAAAGAAAAAACUGGCUGAGGAGCUCCUUCAAACAAGCAUUUGGCAAAAAGAAGUCUCCAAAAUCAGCUUCUUCCCAUUCUGAUAUUGAGGAGAUGACCGACUCCUCCCUCCCUUCCUCACCAAAGUUACCGCACAACGGAUCUGCACUUUCCACUCCUCUGAUGAGGGGCUCACUCUCCAGCUCUCUAAUUUCUGAUUGUACAGAGAAUGAGGCUGACAGUGUUUUACAAUUGCGCAAUGAGCUCAGGGACAAGGAAAUGAAGUUGACUGAUAUACGCCUGGAAGCCCUCAGUUCUGCUCAUCAGCUGGACACGCUUAGAGAGGCAAUGAACCGAAUGCAGAGCGAGAUUGAGAAGCUGAAAGCUGAAAAUGAUCGGUUGAAGUCAGAAAACCACGGAAAGUGUAGUAGGACUCAGUCCCAAAUCUCUAUUUCUUCCUCACCCAGACAAUCUAUGGGACUUUCACAUCACAGCUUGAGCCUGACUGAGUCUUCGAGCCUUGACAUGUUGCUGGAUGACGCGGGUGAUGGAACCAUGAGGAAGGAGGGCCGGCACGUCAAGAUAGUUGUUAGCUUCCUGGAGGAAAUGAAAUGGAGAGAGGAUUGCAGACCUCGCUUGUUCCUGAUUGGAUGCAUUGGUGUUGGUGGCAAAACUAAAUGGGACGUUCUGGACGGAGUUGUUAAAAGGUUAUUUAAGGAAUACAUCACUCAUCUUGAUCCCGUAUCUCAGCUGGGCUUGAACUCAGACAGCGUUGUUGGUUAUAGUAUUGGUGACAUCAAACGCACAAGCAAUGCAGAGACACCAGAAUUGCUGCCUUGUGGGUAUCUUGUGGGUGAGAAUGAUACCAUCUCGGUAUCAGUCAAAGGGCUCUCCGAGAACAGUUUGGAUUGCCUGGUUUUUGAGACUCUUAUUCCAAAGCCUAUAUUACAGCGGUACGUCUCCCUUCUCAUGGAACACAGGAGAAUUAUCUUGUCAGGGCCUAGUGGAACUGGUAAAACCUACCUGGCGAAUCGCCUUUCUGAGUACAUGGUGCUGCGUGAGGGAAGAGAACUUUCAGAUGGAUCUGUUGCCACCUUCAACGUAGAUCAUAAAUCCAGCAAGGAACUUCGGCAGUACCUUUCCAACCUGGCUGAUCAGUGCAACAGUAAGAAUAAUGCCAUAGACAUGCCACUUGUCAUUAUUUUAGACAACUUGCACCAUGUUAGCUCCCUGGGAGAGAUAUUCAAUGGACUUUUGAACUGCAAAUAUCACAAAUGUCCAUACAUCAUUGGGACAAUGAACCAGGCCACUUCGUCUACGCCAAACCUCCAACUCCAUCACAAUUUCAGGUGGGUGCUAUGCGCAAAUCAUACUGAGCCAGUCAAGGGAUUUCUCGGGCGCUACCUCAGAAGAAAACUCAUUGAGACAGAAAUAACCUGCAGGACAAGAAAUGCAGAAUUAAUUAAAGUUAUUGACUGGAUACCAAAGGUUUGGCAACAUCUCAACAAGUUCCUAGAAGCUCACAGUUCCUCUGAUGUGACAAUUGGACCACGUCUGUUCCUUUCCUGCCCAAUAGAUGUUGAUGGUUCAAGAGUGUGGUUUACAGAUUUGUGGAAUUAUUCUAUAAUACCCUAUCUUCUAGAAGCUGUCAGGGAAGGACUGCAGUUGUAUGGCAGAAGAGCCCCCUGGGAAGAUCCAGCUAAAUGGGUUAUGGAAACCUAUCCAUGGACUGCCAUACCGCAACAGCAUGAAUGGCCCCCUCUGCUUCAGCUUAGACCAGAAGACGUUGGUUUUGAUGGGUACUCUGUGCCCCGGGAAGGAACAUCCAGCAAACCGGUCCCACCCAGCGACGUAGAAGGCGACCCUCUGAUGAAUAUGCUUAUGAGGCUACAAGAGGCAGCAAAUUAUUCCAGUCCCCAGAGCUACGACAGUGACUCAAACAGUAACAGUCAUCAUGAUGACAUCCUGGAUUCAUCCCUCGAAUCCACACUAUGAUUCUACAGUGACAGCAAUGAGUUGCUUCCUCUUCAGUCCUGCACAUGCAGGACGGCUCACUGACACUCUUACCAGUGAUAGGAGCAGGCGUCCGACUCUGGAGUUGGCAGCUGCCAGUACUGGACCUUUUAUUUGACCUUAGUGUGGGUGCUGGCCGCCCUAUGGACUAGUUUUGUUUUUUGUUUAAUAAUGUGUAAGAAUACAAACUGCACUACUGCUACUUCCUUAUGUUUAGUUGAUACAGGCAUGCAUGCCUUUAACACUGAAGAUGUUUUAAGUUCUAAAUAUUGUGAAAGAAAUAAUAUAAGCAAAAUUGUGCCGUGCACUGUCCAGAAGGAAAGUAGAUGUUUCACUUGCCUUUGCUGCUUUAAACCAAACACACACACUCACUCACAAAACUCACACACACACAGGGGUGCUGGUCACACCAGCCUGACACAAUAACCUCAGCUUCAGAUAGCAACGGUGCUAACGGUUGUCUUGGCUAUGGCGUUUUCCUCUGACAAAGGGGGGUGGGCGAGUAUGUGGUGCAUUGCAGGGAAAUGCCCAACUUUCCCCUCCCAUGCCCAAGAGAUAUGUUCUUCAAAAAUUGAAUUGUCGACUUACAAGAGAACUCUUGAAAUGAUAUACAUUGAUUUAAAUCAUUGAGAAGAUAUUGUGGAAUAUGGGCUUAAUCAUAGAAGAGAUUUGCUCUUUAAUUUGUUCUUAAUUCUAAUUACAUAAUAUAAAAAAUACAUAACUUGUUGUGGAGAUGUAUUGUUAAGAAUGUGAAUAUAUAGUCUCUUGUGUCAUAUUGAAAUGUGAAAUCUCUUUUUGGUCUAAAGAGAAAAAAAAAUCCUCUCUAAUAUAAUAUGUGUGCCAGGAAUUAAUACCAUCCCAAUCUAUGCAGUUGAAAAGACAAAAAUUGUUACCAGGCUUUUUAUGAAGUCAAAGUACUAGUAACAAGGGUUAGGUCUAAUUCUUAUUGGUGCAAAACAUUCUGUGCUUCAAAUAUUUUUGUCUAAAUUUACAUUGAAAGUGUGAGACAUUUUAAUUUGUAAUUUAAAUUAGCCAAUGAACAUAACUCUACACUGGCGGAAGAAGGGUUACCUAGCAGACAAAUGUACUUAAAGGGCCACUAAACCCAAAAUCUUUCUUUCAUGAUUCAGAUAGAGAAUAGAAAUUUAAACAACAUUACAAUUUACUUCUAUUAUUUAUUUUGCUUCAUUUUUUAGAUAUCCUUAGUUGAAGAAAAAGCAAUGCACAUGGUGAGCCAAUCACACGAGGCUUCUAUGUGCAGCAACCAAUCAGCAGCUACUGAGCAUAUCUAGAUAUGCUUUUCAGCAAAGAAUAUCAAGAGAAUAAAACAAAUUAGAUAAUCUAAGUAAAUUAGAAAGAUGUUUAACAUUGCAUUCUCUUUCUAAAUCAAAAUGUGGGUUUCAUGUCCCUUUAAAGGGACAUGGAAGUAAAAAUGUAACUUUCAUGACUCAAAUUGCAUAUAUAAUUUUAGAAUUGUUUUCCAGUUUAGAUGUGUUAUCAAAUUAACCUUUUUUUCCUGGUUUAAUUUGUUGAAACUUAACUCCCUUGAUUUGUAGGCCCAGAAGUACGUACGUUAGUUUUUUAAAAACAAUAUGUAUAACAUUUUUACAUUGUUGCAAACACAACAGCCAUAUAUAUACGCUCCUGAGUAUAUCUACAUUUUCUUUCACAGAAAGGAGCUGAACAUAAACAAAGAGAAAUUAAAUCCGAUAAUAAAAUUAAAUUGGAAAUCUUAUUUUAAACUCUCUGAAUCAUGAAAUAUUCAUUUUGCCUUCUGUAUCCGUUUAAUAAUUGAACUGUAUUUAAAUAAUUGAAUGAAGGCAUUUUAGUGCCAACGAUGAACAAGACCAUUCUACAUUCCAAAUAAAACACAAAAUGGCAUUUAUUUGUCACCUGAUACAUAGAUCCCAAACAUUUGAAGUACCAGUAAUAUUCCGUUAAUUAAUUGUGAUAUUCAAGAGUAGAAUUUUCAUGGGUUUAGACUAUAAGUCAUGUUUCUGGGCUCCAAGUCAGCUGUAGCCUCUGUUGUCUAAUUUCCCUCCUUAAAGCACACGGGCAGUGUAUAGAUUUGCCAUUUUGUUGGGCAGCACAACCACCUCACUAAGUUUUACGCUUGGCAGGGAGGCAGCUACGUAUGAUUUUUAUUGGCUGCCAGCAGCAGUACCUCAGGUAAGACUUGAGAAACAACAUCAGGUGUGCAAGCCGUAAUCUCUCCUUUUUAUGGUGCUGAAUUGCAUUGGGAUGCCUUACUUGUUUUGUACAGUUAUUACAUGAUUGCUGCAUUCAGUUGUUUUCAGAAUAGGGCUAAGAUGUAAUAUUUAUGAACACAGUCGCCUGAUUGAUAUGAAUGUUCCUGAUGUAUUUUUUAUUUUAUUUUGUUGUUGUCAAAUAAGGAGGGGAAAUAAGACAGCUCUAGGCUCCUGGACAAUACCCUGUUAUACAGAUAUAUUCAUCAUGGCUGUAAUUAUUUGUUAAGACAGUAAGCAGAACUGUUUCAGAAUUUAUAGUACAAUACCUCACAAAUGCUGUCUACUGGAAAUAAUGACACAUUUCCAAUGGUUUGCUGUACAAACACUGGGCUUUGAGCCAAAAAUAAGUUUUUUUAAAGACUUGCAGUCCCAGGUCUUUAAACUAAGACUGCACUGAGUAACUUCUACUUCAAACAACUGACCCUGAAGCCUGGAUUUACUAAAGCUUUCUGGGACUACAAGGUGCUACUAAGAGAGUACCUAGGGGUAUUUUCUACAUUAUAAAGUACAAUAUAGAACUGAAAUGCACGUUAGACUUUUGAUCUUUGUGUUUUAUAACAAGUGUGUGUUUUUGAAUACAAGUUUUAAAGGCUGCACAAUUCGAAUAUCUCUCUCACAGUUACUUAUUUGAUACUUGCCAGGAUGAAGUACAAUACACUCUGUCUAAACUGAUAAAAAUGUAGUUUAUACAAAACUAGAGGCAAAUGCAAAUCAAAAUACAAUAGUCAGUGCAUUUUAAUUAUAUGUUUAAAACAGUGAGGUUAUAGCCAUGUCAAACCUUGCAUUUUCUUGCAGCUUGCAGUGUCUCGGUUUAGCCCCUUAUUGCUUCUGCUAGGGCUACGUCUGAGUUCUGUGAUAAGCUAGCUCGCAGCCCCAGUAAGCUUUAAUGAAUCCAGGCUUGUAAAGUUUCAAUUGCCUUUUCUGUAGAUUUUAUAUAAGACUGAGCACAGCAAGUGCUGAAUUAAAAAGUAUGUUUUUUUUAAAAAACAAAUAUCUUACUCUAUCACUUCCUCAGCUAGAAGUCAGAUGUCUGCAUUAUUAAAUGUGACAAAUACUUUUUUCAUACAUUUAUAUGAUGCAUAUUCUUUUGUUAACUAAAACAAUGUUCUUUGAUAAUCGUUAUGUGCGUUUAAUCUUAAAAAAAAAAAUCACUAAAAUAGAAUUUUUCUUUAAAUACAUUUUUUCUUUGACAAUAAACUGAUUCUUCCUCCCAGCGUUGACAUGUGCUACUGUGAAUAUGGCUGAAAAUGACAGCUGAUUUCAUAUCGUUGGUAAUUCUGAUAAUCUAUAUUUCUAGCUGUUGCAAUUCUGUACAUAAAUAGAACUUUUAUGUUAGUAGCUUUCACACAAGUUGAAUUGGUUUCAAAACCACCAAUUUGCGCUACUUCACAUUUAAUGUUUUAUUGCAUAAGUAUCAGGAAGCAGGACUGCCUGGGUUUUUUUUGUCACAUUUUAUUUUUGCCUAUGCCUUUUCAAAACAUCCAUUUUCUAAGCCUGUAAAUAUUUCUUAAAACUCAGGCCUACUAGAAGAUAUCGCAAAGUCAGUUUUAAAAAAACAACAACAAAUAUUUAAAAAAUCUUAAAAUAUUGUUUUUAAUGAAGGACAAAUGAUUUGAAGUUUAGUAAAUAUGUUAUCAUGUAGGUCAGGCAUGACUGUAGUACAGGAUAUCUUUAUUGUCUUGACAAAAACACUUUUGUACACUAACUGGAAAAUCAGGGGACGUGUAGUUGUUUAAUGUGUUUACUAAACUUCACAAAACAUAUUUCUUUACUUGUUGUUAAAUGCAAGAUGGAAAGUGCACCCCUCAUAUACUGUUUAAUGUUAAAAAUCAACUGGAGUUUGGUAUAAAAAGCAGCGACCCCCUAGGCUAUAGGACAGGACGGCCAUGCAUUAGAUAGCUGACUGGCAGCCAAGGGGCUAACAACUGCCUAUGCAUAUUACCAUACUAGCAUUUUCUUUCUCUACCAAAUGAAUUGUAAGAUGUAUUGCUGUUUCUUUGUAUUACUUUGUAUGCUAAUGUGUGCUUCACACUAGCUAUGGUGCCACACAUUAUGUAGCAGUAGAGAGGACAAAAACAAGAGGGUGUACAUCGCAAUAAAUAUUUUGUUUUGGGUAAAGAGUUAGUACAUUGUACAGGAGUUUUGAAAUGUAUUUUUUACAAAAUUGAAAUUGUUUUUUGAUUAUAAUGUCCCUAUAAAUAUAUAUGAGACUUAUGAAAGGCACUGUAUACAAAAGGUUGGUUGUCAUUACCGAGCAAUCGCUAUUUUUAUUCUUCUACUUGUCUCCUUACAAGUUGGCCUGUCGUUUCUGGAAUAUUCAUCAUCGGAUUCUAUGCAACACUGAAGUUGUCAUUCAAAGGAAGUCCAUAACGCUUCCUAUAUAAGAAUUGCGAGAUUAGAAAAGGCAUUAAAAAUAUAAAAGCAUUUUAUUAUUAUUAUUUUUUUGCUCUUAUCUGUAAAUUUUGGGUUUUGAUGUGUAUAUGUCUUUGUGUUCAUAAUUUAGUUGUUAAUAUCAUGCACAAUAUUAAUAUUUGCUCUGAUAAUUUACAUUGGAGCGGUUUAUUACAAGAUGUACAAUUUCUCGUUGUAACAUAGUACUGUAAAUAGUUGAUUAAAUUGCUGCAUUUUUAUGACAUUUUCUAGUCUUUUUUUAAACAAAGAAUUAGGAAUUGAGUAUUUUGUGUACUAUUGUUUCUGCCUUGAUUAUUUCUGAUUUUCUUUUUUUUUUUAAAUUUUGUUAUUAUAUAAAAUCAUGCAUGGUCAAAUCAGAUCGUGCUUUGUGUCAAAAACAAAAAACUAAUGAUUGUACCAGUCUUAAAUUAUUCAUAGCUAAAUAAAAUUGAUGCUUAUUUAUUCA